Xenia sp. Carnegie-2017 is the source of this 527-nucleotide messenger RNA. RefSeq lists its product as uncharacterized. Bases 1 to 474 code for a protein of 157 amino acids. The record is from RefSeq and is a predicted model, not a curated record. Lineage: Eukaryota; Metazoa; Cnidaria; Anthozoa; Malacalcyonacea; Xeniidae. The transcript has 3 exons.
AUGGAAUUGGAAGGACUGAAAAGAUCUUUUAAACUUAUUCAGUCACACAAUCUUCAAGUAUCAAAAAAGGUAAUGGCAGCCGGUAAGAAGAGUGGAUGUAGAUUGCUACUUGAUUGGGCACAGUCAAUAUCUAACCAUGUCUACUGGUGUGCUGCAAGUAGUGGUGGUGAUGAGAAACUACUUAAGGCUAAAUGGCUAUCAUUGCUGAAUCACAUUUGCAACAUUCAUGAUGGUCAUAGUGAAUUAUUUCCAAAAUGUGAGCAUGGUACUCUUGAGCCUCGCUUAUGGAUAAAGAAAGGAUCUAGAGCAUUUACUGAAUUGGCAUCGAUUGUUGAAAGCAGGUAUCUCAUGAAAGAUAUUGGGAAGCUCAGCCAUGAGAAACAAACAUCAGCUCUUGAAGGUUUUCAUCGAGUUGUUAUACUAUAUGCACCAAAGCAUACACAUUUCUUUUACAAGGCAAUGCAAGCUAGGUAAACAAACAAUAAACAAUGUUGUUUUCAUACUGAAAAUGAUUGCAAGGUGGCACA